Messenger RNA from Rotaria sp. Silwood2, 1143 nucleotides. NCBI's taxonomy places the organism in Eukaryota, Metazoa, Rotifera, Eurotatoria, Philodinida, Philodinidae. The record is from the annotation of a GenBank genome assembly.
AUGAACGACGAGAUAAAACAUUUUCCAGAGAAUGUACAAAAACUAUUAAUUGAUGCAAGAAUACCAAUGGAACAAUUAAAACCAAUUUAUUAUGAAUUGACUAUUGGUGAACAUUUUCCUGAUGAUUCUAUUCGAUUAAUUGAAGUUAACAAUUCAUUAAUUGAAGAAUUAGAUAAGAGUAAAAAACUAGUCAUUCGAGGAGCUCAUGAUGAUUUUGCUACAUUAUGUACAUCUGAUCAAGUAUUUGAAAUAAAAUCUGCUGAAACAUCGAAUACAUUAUUACUUGCUAGUCCACUUGAUUCUUCAUCGGUGAAUAAAGAAAAUGGAUGUAUUGCAUUAACAGUUAAUUCUAUUCUACAUUCAAAACUUGAAUUAACACAAUGUGUACCAAAAUUAAAACGUAUUCGUCAAUUAUUCGAAGAAAAUCCAUAUCGAGGACAUUUUGAUGAUGAAGAAAAUUCUACACGAAAAAUUACAAUAGAAAAUCUAAGAAAUGAAAUACAAGCAAGUGAUGAAGCAAUUGAUGCAUAUUUAAAAAAACUCAAUGUGAUAACAAUUAAUGGUCACUUACGAUUAUUGGAUUUUGAUUUUCGUACAAAACUUAUCGAAUAUAUUAUUUCAAUUAUAUCAAUUCAAGAUUGGUCAAAAGAUAAUAUUCCCAUUGAUAAAUGUGCUACUGAAAUGAGAGAAAUAUGUCCAAAAUAUGUAGCAAAACAAUUUCUUGAACAAAUAGGUACUAUUUCAAGUGAUGACAAUUCAAUUUCUUUGAAUAAAAAUACAAUUUCAACUCAUUAUGCAUUAGAUUUAUUACGAAACUUGGAAAAAAUGAAAUUAUCGGAAUUUAUGACAUGUUGGCGAGAAUGUGUACCAGCUGAAUUUCCAAUUGAUUUAGAACAAUUAAAAGAAUUUGUGAUUAUGUCUGAAGGUACUAUUUCUUAUAUUGACAUUGAUAAUCUUAGUGAAAAAGCUAAUGAACGAAUAAAAACAUUAUUUUCUCGAAAGAAUAAUUGGACAUUAUCUGAAUUAGAACCAUUUCUAUCUAGUUUAACAACAUCAAAUGCUGAAUUCAAUUCUUUAUUAGCAACACAUACACGUUGUAUUUUAAAAGAUGGACAAAAAUAUUAUGUUCCCAAAUAUGGUUAA